GAAAGGAAACGACAACAAACGCGUUAACGAGAGGGGCGGGGCCAAGUGUCAGAUCACGGCAUCCCGCUGCGUGUGAUUCGAUGUAAUUAGCAAGCGGUCCCGCGCGCUGAUUGGCAGUUUCCCCCGACCGAGGCAGUUUGGCGAGGGGGAAAAACUGCGCGGACUAAACGGCGAGGAGCGAGUCAGGGCGCACAUUGGAACUAACAGCUACGGACAGGCGCUCUCGAAGCAGACGAAACUCAGUCGUUUCGCUCAGGGGACCACGAGCGGAACCAGAGCGGACACAGCACGGAGUCUCACCACAGUAGCAGCAGACGAGAAGGGAAACAUUGCGUUACAGUAGUAGGGGCCCGCGUGUGCUGCUGCGAACUGCAAAUCUUCCGAUUUGAUGCCGAUGAUUUACGUGUUGUGUGGAGAGCACGGUUGUAAAAGUGUCGGACAUAAACCUCUCUCGUUAUUAUUGACGAACAACUCCCGAUCUCAGCUCAGCGCUCUCUCUCUCUCUCUACCUCUCUCUUUCUCUCUCCGUCUUCUGAUCAAGUGUGGUUCAACAUUCGGCGAUACGAACAGCAGCAGAUGCGUGUAAAUUCUCACGGAUUGUCAGAAUUGUAAUUUAGUAUCUACUGCAAUUCUUUUUUUCUUCUCUACGACGAUAUAACGGCGCAAUUGUUGUGGGAGAGGCAGGCAAUCGUACCCUGUAAGUUUUUGGCUUGGUUGGAUCCGCUGUGCAAGACGAAUCAUUGCUCCGCUGGUAUUGCUUAUCUUUGAGCUUUUACGAACAGUUGUGUGAAUAGUAUAGGCCUGGCUUAUGUGUGUUUAGGGAUUCGCGCGGAUUAUAUCAUAGUUCUCUGAGAACAAGUUGAUAACCUUAAGGCCAAGGUUUACAAAUAGCAACUGACGGAUCUUCUAGUUCGCAGGGUUUUGCGAAUGAAUUGGGAGCUUUGACUUGACCAGACCGAUUGGAUAUAUACACCCAUCAGUACAAUUCAGACUGUGGAAUCGUCUCAUCCUGCCUGUUUUGACGCCAAAUUAUCAACGUUUUCAGUGGGACAGUCGACAUAAUAAUUUGUGCUCUGGAUUUAUCGCACCAAUGGACUGAAUCCAUCCACCAAAUCGGUCGUUCCAGCUAGCAGCACUUUGAAACGGCUCACAACUGACUCCCAGAAGUCAGCCAAAGAGACGAGACCUCAGUGACGCGUAGUCUGGUCAAGGUGACCAGUUAGCUGCCUGUACCCGCGCACACACCAGUGACCAUGCGUUACAAAAAGUGCCAGUUCGCUCUUGUCGUGAGCGACACAUGAGAAGCCACCAACGUCAUCAUUGGAGACGACUAUCGGUGUGUGUGUGACCCUAGAACCAUCGCUGAGAGAAAUUGGAGUACAUCACCUUUUCUAGAUUAUCUGUGAAAGAAUUUGCCAGCUUUGCAAGCAGUAACAGCAGUUAUUUCACAUUUCCUCGGAGGCGUUGCAAGUCUUCGUUAUCGACGAAUCAUCAACCCACUGGAAGUAACAUUUGAAGAAGGCACAAUUGUACAGGAAACUUUUAUUAUUCAAACAAAGCAAAGGAAGAAAGAAAUUUAGAAGAACCUUGCAACCGAGAUCUACCGACAAUGCCUUCAGCUUCCUUUACCUCCUCGCCUGUUAAAAUGCCGUCCCUCGGCUUCAUCGCUCUCGCCGCCAUCUUCACUCUACUUGUUGUGACGUCACAGCCCGGCGGCGUUUCCGCCGGAAGUGGCGAUCAGCGGAAGUGCGAGGAGGUGACGAUCCCGAUGUGCAAAGGGAUCGGGUACAACUUGACCUACAUGCCCAACCAGUUCAACCACCACACUCAGGACGAGGCUGGCCUGGAGGUGCAUCAGUUCUGGCCGCUGGUGGAGAUCCAGUGCAGUCCCGACCUCAAGUUCUUCCUGUGCAGCAUGUACGCUCCCAUCUGUAUGGAGAACUACAAGCACCACCUGCCCGCCUGUAGGUCCGUGUGUGAGCGGGCCAGGGCAGGGUGUGCGCCGCUUAUGACGCAAUACGGGUUCGCGUGGCCUGAACGAAUGAACUGCGAGGACCUACCCGAAUUCGGGGCCAAAGACUCGCUGUGCAUGGAUGCGAACCACACGGAUCGCAACACAGCCCCGCCCCCUAACCCGUCCUACCACAGACCGACCCCGCCCACGCCCAAGUCCAAACCGUUGCCCAAAGGAGAUGGCAAGGUCCAGUCGCCUGGCUCGAGAGCCCCGCCCACUUGGGGCGUGGGUCAAAUAGGCGGUCUGCCCAUCCCCAGGCGUAACCCGGGCGAGGUGAGGCCGGUCCCAGGCGAUGUUGCAGAGGCACCCAAAGAGAAAAAGUGUGUCUGUCAGUGCGAAGACCCUCUUGUGCCAAUCACAGAGACGAGCAGCAGCUACUUCAACAAGAUCCGGACGGGCGGGAUCAUGAACUGCGCCGUCAACUGCUACGGUCCGUAUUUCAGCGAACACGAGCGCACGUUCGCCACCUUCUGGGUGGGCCUCUGGUCAAUCCUGUGCUGCAUCUCCACCUCCAUGACCGUGUCCACCUUCUUCGUGGACAUGAAGCGCUUCAAGUACCCUGAGAGGCCCAUUAUCUUCCUCAGCGCCUGUUACUUCAUGGUCAGCGUGGGCUACAUCAUCAGACUCAUCGUAGGACACGAGGCUGUGGCGUGCGAGGGUGGAAAGAUCCGCUACGACACGACAGGUCCGGCCGUCUGCACCGUAGUCUUCCUCCUCGUCUACUUCUUCGGCAUGGCUUCCUCCAUCUGGUGGGUCAUCUUGUCCUUCACCUGGUUCCUCGCCGCCGGACUCAAGUGGGGCCAAGAAGCCAUCGCAAGCUACUCCCAAUAUUUCCACUUGGCAGCCUGGCUCAUCCCUAGCGUCAAAAGCAUCGCCGUUCUGGCCAUGUCCUCUGUAGACGGAGACCCCAUUGCAGGGAUCUGCUACGUGGGGAACCAGAGCUUGGACAACCUCCGCGGGUUCGUGCUGGCUCCUCUCUUCGUCUACCUCAUCAUCGGGACCUCCUUCCUGCUCGCGGGCUUCGUCUCGCUCUUCCGCAUCCGCAACGUGAUCAAACAGCAAGGGCGGGGCAAGACGGACAAACUGGAGCGACUCAUGAUUCGCAUCGGCGUGUUCUCCGUGCUCUACACCGUGCCCGCCACCAUCGUCAUCGCCUGCUACUUCUACGAGCAGCAUCUGAGAGAGCGCUGGGAGAAGACACACACGUGCAGCUGUUACGAGGAGCCGGCCGUGCCCGACUACACCGUGUUCAUGCUCAAGUACUUCAUGUGUUUAGUGAUAGGGACCACUUCUGGCUUCUGGAUCUGGUCCAGCAAAACCGUGGAGUCGUGGCGGAAAUUGUUCCACGGCAAGCUCUGCCACAAGAGCAGCUACCAGAACAGGAAGUACAGCAGUACAGCCUACCACCAACCGGCCAAGCCACACCCACUCAGUCACGUGUGAGGCCGAGGAAAGCGAAAACAAUUUCUCAGUUUUGUUCGUUUCUUUCUCUAUUCGUUUUUAUACCUGGAGUCACCGUGCUUCGGUUAUCCGAACGCGUCAUGUGCCAAGAGAACAAAAAGCAGACUCACUCAGCGCAGCUCCCGCUGUGUGCUUUACGUGUAGACUUGCGCGUUCUUACACUCACAACUGUUGUAUUUGUUCUAUAUAUAGAAGACCACCACGGUCUUGAACUCACGACUACCGUUGUUUCUCUAUAUUAUAGAAAAUUUUCCAGGUCUUAAAUCUACAACUGACGUUGCUUGUCUGUGUAAAAGGUCUCCAAGGUUGAAACGUCUGUUUCAGAGGAAAGAAUUUUGGUAGUUUGCCUUACGAAGAUGCCAUACGAGAAGUGACGGGAGAGCUGUUACAGAAUUUCCAUUCCCUUUUGGUCGUGAGCAGCGGACACCAGGGCGCAGGGAGAUCAACACGAGAUUGUGAAUACUGACCCUGUAAUAAACACUUCGGACAGAGGUGCUGUGUGUUCCGGGCGCUUCGGCUUAAAGACAUGGACACGGGUAUAGCAUAAUGUACAGCACACCGUCACAGACUCACAAUUGACGGAUUGACAACAAGCCGUCACAGACUCAUGACACACUGUCACGGAUUCAUGACACUCCGUCACGUGUUCACGAUACUCCGUCACGGCUUCACGGCACGACACACCGUCACGGGUUCACGACACACUGCCACGGCUUCACGACACGACAUACUGUCACGAACUCAUGACACGCUGCCACGGAUUCACGACACAUCGCGAUGGACUUGUUGUUUCGUCGUGUACUCACGACACAGAAAAUCCCAAGCCAUGCCUGAUACUCCGAAAAGACACUGCAAGAAACCAGCUGGAACCAACUGUCAAGAAAUCAUCUCAAAGGCUCGAAUAUUACAUGUAUAAUUAUGCGCAUUGCUUGUCUGCCAGCGUCAUGCGCAAAGGUGCUUACCACCCCUAACCUCACCCUUUCACCCCCUCACCAUCCCCUCACCCCCUCGCACCCAACACACUUCCACACUUCUUGGCUCACUGCUCUUCUUGACA
Aplysia californica (California sea hare) is the source of this 4532-nucleotide messenger RNA. RefSeq names its product frizzled-5. The coding region runs from base 1610 to 3457 and encodes 615 amino acids. The record is from RefSeq and is a predicted model, not a curated record. NCBI's taxonomy places the organism in Eukaryota, Metazoa, Mollusca, Gastropoda, Aplysiida, Aplysiidae. Gene Ontology annotation, molecular function: Wnt-protein binding; Wnt receptor activity. Gene Ontology annotation, cellular component: plasma membrane. Gene Ontology annotation, biological process: canonical Wnt signaling pathway; non-canonical Wnt signaling pathway. The transcript has 4 exons.